Molecule: messenger RNA, 1157 nt
Organism: Zophobas morio
Lineage: Eukaryota; Metazoa; Arthropoda; Insecta; Coleoptera; Tenebrionidae
Exons: 6
Coding region: 376-1119 (247 amino acids)
Source: RefSeq, a predicted model, not a curated record
CACGAAGAUGAAUAGUUUGGUGCUUUGUGUAGUAACAUUGGCGACUUUAAGUAGUUAUGUGCAAUGUCCUUCUAGUUUCAAAAAAUGCGAUAAGAGACGAAGCGAUUUCAACCAGUGUUUAAGUGAGGUUAUUUAAAACAGUCUUAAACUAUUCGACAAACCUCAACAAUCGCAUGGUUUACCGAAUUUGUAUCAUCUUGAAUUUCCGCCAGAUGUGGUUAUUGAAAUAGGGAAUCGUACGUAUGGAUUAUUACAAAAGUAUAACAAAUUCAGUAUUGUUGGUCUUACUAAACCCGAGAGUGUAAAAGCCAGUGUUUUCGUACUAAUAUAAGCACAGAAAAAUUUAAAUCUCAUUAAUCCCAGGCUAGUGCAGAAAUGAACACCUUAUUCAUCCGUGUGAUAACUUUGGCGACUUUGUGCAACUGUCUGCAAUUUCUUGAAGCUUCUAGUUUCAAAAAAUGUGACAAGAGACGAAGCGAUUUCAACCAGUGUUUAAGUGAUGCUAUUUACACUAAUCUUAAACUACUCGACAAACCUCAGAAGUCGUUUGGUUUACCAAGUUUAUAUGAUCUUGAAUUUCCACCGGAUGUUGUUACUGAGAUAGGAAAUCGUACGUAUGGAUUAUUACAAAUGUUUUCUAAAUUCAGAUUCAGUGGUCUCACUAGACCAGAGAGUGUAACAGCCAGUUUAGAUUUUGACCCUCUAGUUAGUACCUUAAGAAUAGCAGCUACUUACCCUCAAGUGACCGUGCAGAUGGAAUACGAAGCUCAAGGUACUAUUGUUCUUCUGCCUUUGAACGUUGCAACAUCUGUCGAUUUUAUAUUGAAUAAUCCGACGUUUGUUUUUACAUUUAAACUGGAAGAGUACGACAAAGGUGCUACGUACUUUAGAGUAAUCGAGUCGGAGUUCGAUGCCCAACCACAGGACUUCAAGCUUCAUUUUAAGCAGUUAUUCACGAAUAAACGGCUUAAUGAGGAAUUUAAUUCUGCGCUGAGUGAAAAGGGACUACAAACUUUCCACAUUCAUAAGCACCUACAAGUGAUAUUUGCACCACAUUUUGGUUCCAUCGUUAAUAGUUUCCUGGAGAAAGUACCAGCUGCUGAGCUUUUUGUUGAAUAGACGGGACGGAUUAGUUAACAAUAAAGAGUUUGAGCUUG